AUGCCACACACUCAUACCCACAACCAUCUCUCAAAGACCGAAGACGUCGAACUCCUAGCCACUGGAGUCGGCGCAGUAGUAACCCUCGACCAACUUGCCAAAACCCUCGAGUCUAAAGACAACAAGGUCUCUCAUCUUUCCAAAGCUGCAAUUGGGGCUGCUGUUGCUAUUGGUGCUUGGGAGCUUUUGCAACGUGAGGAACGGGAGAAGGCGAAGGGUGGAACUGCGAAUUAUAUGACUGGUGGGAAUGGGGAGGGACCUCAUCACCAUGAUAGGCAUCUUGUGGAGGAGAUUAUUGGGGCAUACGGAUUGGGGAAGGAGUUGAUGGGGGAUAGGAAACAUCAUUUCACGCAUCUCGUGGAGGAGGCUAUUGGUGCUUUGGGACUUUUGCAGGAGGUUAAUACUCAUGGUCCGAGGGAUGUUAAGGAGAUUAAGGAGUUGUUGACGGAUUAA
Molecule: messenger RNA, 453 nt
Organism: Cadophora gregata
Lineage: Eukaryota; Fungi; Ascomycota; Leotiomycetes; Helotiales; Ploettnerulaceae
Exons: 1
Coding region: 1-453 (150 amino acids)
Source: RefSeq, a predicted model, not a curated record